AUGCGAUUCCAGCUCUUCGCCCUCCUGGCGAUGGUGCCCUUGGCCAUCGCGCAGGGCGUAACCGACAAGGUCGCGCCCGAGGGUGAUGCCCCCGCGGGUUGCCAGCCCAACGCGGACGGGCGGUUCGAGAUCACCGUCGUCCCGCUCGCCGGGAAGGCCAAGAGGGACUCACUUUUUGCGAACCGCGCUACCUGCUCUGGUGGUGGCACGGUGGUGGUCCAGCUCGCCGACGGCGUGCUGACCGACGACCAAGGGCGCACCGGCUACAUCGCGUCCAACUUCCAGUUCCAGUUCGACGAUCCACCCCAGUCCGGGGCCCUGUACACGGGGGGCUUCUCUGUGUGCACCAACGGCUCGCUUGCCCUGGGCUCCUCGGCCACUUUUUGGCAGUGCGCAUCGGGCACCUUCUACAACCUGUACGACCGCUGGUCGGCGGCCCAGUGCUCGCCGGUCGAUAUUCUCGUCCUUCCCUGCGGCAGCGGCGGCGAGAACGGCAAUGGCCAGGACGCCACCCAGACGGUGGUCGGCACCCGGAUCAUCACAACGACACUGGUCGUCCCACUGGGCGACGGCCAGCCGCAGGUCAUCACCACGACGACGCUCGCCAACUCCAAGCACACACCACGCCCUGCGCGCCAACCAACCGCCCCCCCGUCUCCCAAAUCUCCGACGGCCAAGUGCAAGUGA
Molecule: messenger RNA, 687 nt
Organism: Chaetomium globosum CBS 148.51
Lineage: Eukaryota; Fungi; Ascomycota; Sordariomycetes; Sordariales; Chaetomiaceae
Exons: 3
Coding region: 1-687 (228 amino acids)
Biological process (GO): fungal-type cell wall organization
Cellular component (GO): fungal-type cell wall
Molecular function (GO): structural constituent of cell wall
Source: RefSeq, a predicted model, not a curated record